Messenger RNA from Formica exsecta, 1911 nucleotides. RefSeq names its product NADPH:adrenodoxin oxidoreductase, mitochondrial-like. Gene Ontology annotation, biological process: ubiquinone biosynthetic process. Lineage: Eukaryota; Metazoa; Arthropoda; Insecta; Hymenoptera; Formicidae. Gene Ontology annotation, cellular component: mitochondrion. Bases 315 to 1697 code for a protein of 460 amino acids. The record is from RefSeq and is a predicted model, not a curated record. The transcript is spliced from 5 exons.
UUUUUCAUAUCUGAUAUUUUUGCGCGAUAAUAAUUUAACGAUAAAUAACACGAAUUAAUAAAUAAUUUCAGAUUCGAGAUCGACACUUGUAGAUCAUGUUUGUUUUGUAACAACGGAUGACCGAUGUUUUGGGAUCAUGUUUGAUGCAUAGAACGUGGUGACCGAGAGAGAUUUAGCUUUCUAGAAAAGGGCGAUUUCUCCGUAGGAAUAACAAAACGACCUUGUGCGAGAUCUUGGCGAAGUCUUCAGAGGCAUAUUGUAACUGUAUAAAAAAUCCGGUGCCACGUUUUAGAUCGACGCCACCGCACGUUAAGAUGAAAUGCUACCUUAUCAGGAACUGCACUCGCUUCCUAUCCACCGGACAGCAUAUGCCGAAGGUAUGCAUUGUCGGUUCGGGUCCGGCAGGUUUUUAUGCGGCCCAGCAAUUACUGAAGAGUUCAGGUGAUGUGAGAGUCGAUAUAUUGGAGAAACUACCUGUUCCCUUCGGUUUGGUGCGCUUCGGUGUUGCUCCGGAUCACCCUGAAGUGAAAAAUGUUAUCAAUACGUUCCAUAAAACCGCGACCAAUCCACGUGUUCAGUUUCUAGGCAAUGUUAAUGUCGGCACGGAUAUUACCGUCGAUCAGUUAUGUGACUUUUAUCAUGCUGUAUUACUGACUUACGGCGCUCAAGAAGACCGAUUGCUCAAUAUACCGGGUGAAUACUUAAACAAUGUAAUAUCAGGUCGACGUUUCGUUGGUUGGUACAAUGGAGUACCAGCUGACAAGGACUUGAACAUUAAUCUAGACGUGGAAGAAGUGGUUGUUCUAGGUCAAGGCAAUGUAGCUAUAGAUAUCACGAGAAUUCUUUUGACACCUAUCGACAAGCUCAAGAACACCGACAUUACAUCGUUCGCCCUGGAACGUUUAUCUCGUAGUAGAGUGCGAAAAGUCUCCAUGGUUGGACGAAGAGGGCCUUUGCAAGCCGCAUUCACAAUCGCGGAACUGCGCGAGCUCCUUAAGUUGGAGAACUGCCAGAAACUCUGGCGACCGCAAGACUUCACGGGCGUACGAGAUAUUGUGCCGACCUUAGCCAGACCGCGAAAACGACUGACGGAACUCAUGUUGAAAUCUUUAGAAGAAUCCGUGAGCGGCUCCACGCAUGCUAAAGAGCUAAAUCCGAUCUUUCUGCGAAGUCCCGUCGAAUUCCAUGGCGGCGAUGAACUGCGAAGUGUCAGAUUCGCAGUGAGUCGUCUGCGAGGAGAUACGAUUCAAGAUCAGGUGGCCGAGGCAACCGACGAAUUCGAGACGAUCCCGUGUGGUUUGACUCUGCGUAGCAUCGGUUACAAAUCCGCUCAAAUAGAUAGUUCGAUUCCGUUUGACGCGAGGAAGGGACGUGUGGUGAAUAAGGGCGGUAAGGUCGACGGCAAUCUCUACAGCGCUGGAUGGGCAGCCACCGGACCGGUCGGCGUUAUCUUAUCGACUAUGACGAACGCUUUCCAAGUCGGCAAUCUGAUGUGCAAAGAACUGACAUCCUCGACUGAGAAUAAAGCGGGUUCAAACGGUGUGCGCGAUAUCUUGAAUGCCAAGAGCAUCCAGAUAGUAUCUUAUGGAGACUGGCAAAAGAUCGACCGCGUUGAACAAGAGCGUGGUAAACAGCUGGGAAAGACGCGGGAGAAGAUUGUCGAUGUGGCGGAGAUGCUCGAUAUAGCUGCAAAAUGAGCAAUCUAAAAAAUAUUUAAAGGAUGUUUGAAAAAUUAGCUAAAACAUGAAUUUGCGAGAACCAAGAAAGAAAAAACGAAUAAAGUUGAAACCACAGUUUCCGUUUCCUAUUCCAUUGGAUGAAACACAAGAAUGGCCAGUGUACACAGCACAUCUCACAGAUAUGGGGUCAUGCAUAAUUGAACCUGAAGAGAUCAAUGCAGUGCAUUCUAUG